UUAUGAUUGGUGGACGGUUCCGGUGAAUAUGAAUGGCCGCGUUUAUUGUUCGGCGUUCUCGCUCUACGGUGGCAGUAACUUUGGGAGUCAGAGCUCAAGACAAAGUGUGUUUUAAAGUUCUCAGAGUAACACCAGGCUGGUAAGAGUAGUUUUUUUUCAAGAAAGUCAGACAACGGCGAGUGUGUAGUUUGGAGUUUUUCGUCGCCUUUCAAGGACGUUUUCUCCCUGACGGCCGAGCUGCGGUGUGUUGUCGUGACCAGCUGGGAUUUAAACGGUUAAUUUCCUUUAGCACGGCCAGCUAGCUUAUUUGCAUUUAAAAGCCUGAGAAGGGAGAUUCUAUCGACUCUCUUGUUCUCUGGAUUCCAAAUUUGAGCUGUCUAGCCCCCCAACAAGUCCAGACAGCUUGACUGCACCAGGACGAUCCGAGUUAGGCCGUGUGAGGCUGGGGAUGGAGAAGGAGGAUCCCGACUCGGCCGUCUUUGGCUCCUUGAAGGAGGAAGUGCACUACUGGAAGGAGCAGGCUGCCAAGCACCAGCAGAAUGCGGAGGAGGCUCGUGAGGAGCUUCAGGAGUUCCAGCAAAUGAGUCACGACUACGAGGCCGAACUGGAAGCGGAGCUCAAAGCUUACGAGAAGCGCAAUCGCGAGCUGCUGGCUGCCAACAACCGCUUGCGAAUGGACCUGGAGAACUAUAAGGAGAAGUACGGCACACAGCACUCGGAGGCGUAUCGCCAGAUGUCGACGUUGGAGGGCGAGUUGGCCGAGGCCACCUCCAUCCGAGACCACUUGCACAAGUACAUCAGGGAGCUAGAACAGGCUAACGACGACCUGGAGCGAGCCAAGAGGGCCACCAUCAUGUCGCUGGAAGAUUUUGAGCUGCGCAUGAACCAGGCCAUCGAGAGGAACGCCUUCCUGGAGAGCGAGCUCGACGACAAAGAGAACCUUCUGGAGUCUGUGCAGAGGCUCAAGGACGAGGCCAGAGACCUGCGGCAGGAGCUGGCAGUGCGGCAGAAGCAGCACACAACCAAUGUUCCCACGGAGCCUACGUCUUUAUCAUCGUCAUUGUCAACAUAUUUGGCCCCCGCCAUGGCCCCGACCCCACUCCCCACACCGCCCCUCACGCCUCCAGAUAAAACGUCCGCCAGCACAGCCGUCAGAGCGCCCGCCGCCAAAGCUCAAAUGCCGUCCGUCAACACGGGUGACGUUGGCGUGUCAGCGAGUUUGCUGACAACAUCCGCAAGAAUUUCGGCCCUCAACAUCGUCAGCGAGCUGCUCAGGAAAGUUGGGAAUCUGGAGUCCAAGCUGGCGUCGUACGUCCACGAGCAACCGGCCAGGCACAGGCUAUCCGUCAACAAGAUUCCCGAGACGCCGCCAUCCAGCGGACUCUACCACAAAGCUGAGCUGGUCAAAAGGUUGGACUUCGGAGCGGGAGCCAAACUGCUGUUGUGAGAUGCCAGAGAGACUUCAGAACAAUCGCUCGCAUCUUUUCUGCCGUGUGUGAGACACAACAAAACGUCCGGCGGCACUCACACUUCAUUCACUCGCUCACUUUUUUUUUUGGGGGGUGUGACACUGUUCUGAUGGUAUUGUUUUUCGAGAAACAAUUGCUUCGUUAUUUGGAACUACCUUAAGAUUAAGUUGGUUUUUUUUCCCCCAGCCCCAGUCUUUUUUUGGGGGGGAGAAUUACAUAUUUUUAUCGAUUAAAAACUAAAAUAGAAAAUGUUUUUCAACCAAUAAAUAACAUAAUAUUUUCAAGAAAAUCGCACUCUUGAAAAAGUACCUUUUCUGGGAUUAAAUUGAAUUAAAACAGGCAGAAUAUAAAAAUAAAGGCAUAGUUAUUUUUUUGGGCAAUUUCAUAUCCAGAAAAUGUACAGGUUUUUCUAGAUUGUAGUAUCCUGAUUACAAAGAAACGAUACUUUUUUUUUUUUUGUUAAAGACAAAAGGUGCAAUAUUACAAGUAUUUCUUUCUUCAGGAUUUGUCAUAUUCCUUUCAGACAAAAAGCAUCGCAAGAACGUUCUGAAAGUUGCUCUUGAUCAAUUACUACACUUCGGAAAAUGACAAUUUGGGUUUUUAUUGUUGUUUCCUUUUCCGUGUGGUCCGAAUACACCUUCAUAGUUUUCAACAUUCAAACUAGUUAAACAACAAAGCACAAAGAAGCACUUUUUUCCCCCAAGUCCUAUUGCCUCCAACACCACGUGGCCGUUUGUGGUACUGCUCUUACAACUGCCUUCUGUUAUACUAUUGAAUAGCUCUGUUUUUUUACGGAAACCUGACUGAACUGUUGAAGGAAUUGUUGAUGCUCUCUGAGAUCUGUAGCUAUGCUUGUCCAGAAAGCACUGGCUAUUUAUAUUUUCAAUAAAGAAUUCUUUUGUUUUUCUA
Molecule: messenger RNA, 2378 nt
Organism: Syngnathus typhle (broad-nosed pipefish)
Lineage: Eukaryota; Metazoa; Chordata; Actinopteri; Syngnathiformes; Syngnathidae
Product: nuclear distribution protein nudE homolog 1-B-like
Exons: 9
Coding region: 449-1447 (332 amino acids)
Biological process (GO): centrosome localization; microtubule nucleation; establishment of mitotic spindle orientation
Cellular component (GO): centrosome; kinesin complex; kinetochore
Molecular function (GO): microtubule binding
Source: RefSeq, a predicted model, not a curated record